AUGUCUCCCCAACUCUCCUGGAUUGGCCUCGGAAACAUGGGCAGGGGCAUGGUAUCUAACCUCGUAACCAAAGGUCCCGAGUCCCCCCCCGUCAUCAUCUACAACCGCACCACCUCCCGCUCCGAAGCCCUCUCCUCCAAGCUGCCCAAAGGCAAAACCACCAUUGCUACGAGCAUCACCAAAGCAGUCAAGAACGUCGACAUCAUUUUCAUCUGCCUAAGCAACGAUGCCACCGUCACAUCCACCGUCGACACGAUCCUCGAGCAAGAUGUUUCCGGAAAACUAAUCGUCGACUGCUCAACCGUCGGCCCAGAGACAUCGAACGCCCUAGCGAAGAAGAUCUCAGGUGCCGGCGGAGAAUUCGUGGCCAUGCCUGUCUUCGGCGCCCCCGCCAUGGCCGACGCCGGCUCCCUCAUCUGCGUGCUCGCCGGCCCCAAGGCCUCCGUUCAAAAAGUCCUCCCCUACACCACCAACGUCAUGGGCCGCGCCAACAUCGACUUCAGCGACCAAGCGCCCGGCCAAGCCACCCUGCUCAAGAUCAUCGGCAACACCUUCGUCAUCAACAUGGUCGAGUCCCUCGCUGAAGGCCACACCCUCGCCGAGUCGUCCGGGCUCGGAACGGAUAACCUGCACCAGUGGAUCUCGGUCAUGUUCCCCGGUCCGUAUACCGCGUACUCCAGCCGCAUGCUCGCGGGUGACUACUACAAGCGCGAGGAUCCGCUCUUCGCGGUUGAUCUAGCGCGAAAAGACGCGGGCCACGCGCUCAAGAUAGCAGAGCAAAAGGGAGCAAAGCUGCGCGGGUUAGAGGUUGCGGACCAGCAUCUGAAGGAGGUGAAGGAGCAUCUUGGGGCGAAGGGGGAUCUACCGAGUAUAUACGGGGCGGUGCGGAAGGAGAGCGGGUUGAAGUUUGAGAAUGUGGAGUAG
Messenger RNA from Mytilinidion resinicola, 924 nucleotides. Its product is annotated as 6-phosphogluconate dehydrogenase-like protein NAD-binding protein. NCBI's taxonomy places the organism in Eukaryota, Fungi, Ascomycota, Dothideomycetes, Mytilinidiales, Mytilinidiaceae. The coding region runs from base 1 to 924 and encodes 307 amino acids. The record is from RefSeq and is a predicted model, not a curated record. The transcript has 3 exons. Gene Ontology annotation, molecular function: NAD binding; oxidoreductase activity, acting on the CH-OH group of donors, NAD or NADP as acceptor; NADP binding.